GAUUAAUGAUGCGGUCUUGGUAAUAAACGUUUGGAAUUUAAUAUUUACAAGUUGUGUUUUUUAUGCUACGCACGUCUUAUUGAUCUUCUGUCGUCAACAUUUUAGUAGUGARAUGKAUAAGUCAUGGAUGAAGAAAAAUAGAUUGUCCAAAGAGUAUGAAGUGRGAGUUCAAACAUUCAUUGAAUUUGGGUUGAGUCAUGCCAAUGGUUCUAAUUCCAUCCGAUGUCCUUGUUUGAAGUGUGGGAAUCUUAUAUGCAAGGACAUAGCAAUCGUUAGAGAUCAUUUAUAUUCAAAUGGUAUUGACCAAAGUUAUARGGUAUGGUUUUGGCACGGAGAAGACUUAGGAAAUAUCCCGGCCGAGCAGACGUACAAUAAUGAUGCACUCGAGAGUGAUGAAGAUGAUCUCGACUUUUUUGAGGUGGGUGACUUGGUUCAAUAUGUUCAGGAUGAAUUCUCUGAUGUACCAAAAUCAUUUGAAACUAUGUUUCAUAAUGCUAAGAAGCCAUUGUACCCCGGAUGUGGAAAGUUUACAAAAGUAUCAGCUCUUGUAAGGUUAUACAACUUGAAGGUGAGAUUUGGGUGGAGUAACUCGAGCUUUUCUGAACUUCUGUCCAUAAUAAGUGAUAUAUUACCAGACCCUAAUGAAAUGCUGACUUCUAUGUACGAAGCAAAGAAAACGUUGUGUGCCCUUGGUUUGAGUUACGAAAAAAUUGAUGCAUGCCCGAACAAUUGUUGCUUGUAUAGAAAGGAGUACGCAGAUAUGUCUAAAUGUCCUAAGUGUAAUUCGUCAAGGUGGAAAACACAUAAGAAUUCAACGAAGGAGAAAGGAGUUUCUGCUAAGCAAAUGUGGUACUUUCCAAUUAUUCCAAGGUUUAUAAGAUUGUUCAGGAACUCAGGUAAUGCAAAGAAUCUGGUUUGGCAUUCGAUAAUUUAUUUGGAAUGCAUAGAUCACAUUGGAUAUUGAUAGUGAUUGAUUACUCGAAGACCAUGGUGUAUUCAAUCAACCCUU
This is a messenger RNA of Momordica charantia (bitter melon), 1009 nucleotides long. Lineage: Eukaryota; Viridiplantae; Streptophyta; Magnoliopsida; Cucurbitales; Cucurbitaceae. The record is from RefSeq and is a predicted model, not a curated record.